CCCUCGGCCCCCCUUCAUCCGUCCGACGAAUCCCCGCGUUUCAGUUCUUUGUGCGCCGCUAAAGUUGACGCAUGUUUGUGCAACGUCUGUAUCGAAAUAAUUUAACUUGGGGAGGUCGUGUACUCUAUGUUAUCAUAGCCCACUGGAAGUGGUACGAGUGUGUCUACGUCUGCGCUUGAAUGCAUCACGUAUCCGAAGACCCUUCAAUUAGGAACUGAAACGGAGCUUUCCUUUCAACAGGAUUUUAUCUCUGUGAAACCUGUGACAGUGACUUCUAAUUUGUGUUAAAUUUUUUUAUGAUAUUGUUUUGUGUCCUAUACGUGUGACUUUAAUUUUGUGUUUGAAUUUCAUAAGUCUUGGUUAUCAAAAUAUCUUUGGUGCAUAGAAAAAUCAUAUUUUUUUACCAACGACGAGAGAAGUAUUGCCGUUAGUGUGAGUGCAAGUGAUGUCGUUGACGUCAGUGAGGAAAACGACAAGUGUGUGAAACAAGAGGAAGUGAGCAAGUCGUCGGUGGUUACUAACAGUGAAAUUGAAGUGAGGAGUGAAGUGAGUAGUGGUGCGAACGCGGAUGGUGUUGUUAGCGCCGUGGCCUCAGAGGAGGACGACUGUGUGAUAGUGUGCGCGCGAGAUGCGGACGAUAGGUCCGACUCCGGCGUGAGUGGCGUGCGGUCCGGCGGGUCAGCGAGCUCGGUGGAGGACCGCGAGUGGCGCGGCAUGGCGCACGGCUAUGGCGGCGGUCCCCCUCCGCCCCUACUCCACCUGCCCCCGCCGCCGCCCGCGCUCUACGCCAACGAGCUGCUGUGGAAGCAGCGUUACCAGGCGCCCAUACAUGCGCCGCUCCAUCAUGCCAUCGCUGAUGACUACCUGGCGGCGGCGACAUACGAUAGAGAGAGACAUGAAAGACUGCUACGCCAAAAUACGAGCAACUGCUUGGCACAGGCCUUCUCAAACACGGGGAGGUACCCCAAUAUAUCUCAAUUAAGAGAAAGGAGAGAUCAAGAGCAGAGGGAGCUCAAAGAAAGAAAAGAGAGAGAACGGAUAGAGCAGGAAAGAGAACGAGAGCGCGAAAAGGAACGGGAGAGGGAGAAACAAGAGAGGGAAGAGAAGGAGAGGAGAGACCAAGAAAAUGCCGCCUCCAAACUAGUCACCAGGCAUUUCGAAGAGUCUUUCAGGCUGGCUAAUCAGAAGAGGGAACGAAAUAUGUCGUGGUCAAUAUUGAACAGUUUGGCACCGAACAGGGGGGCAGCGGGGCCUGACCACGACCGAGUGCGUGCUACUCCACAAGAUCGCGCUUACUACUCUACAGCAGCACACCCUUCACAUCCUGCACACCCAUCACCCCGCGCUCCCGCUCCUUCCCCCGCUGACUACAAUGCCAGACUUUCGAUCUCCAAACAAGAGAAAUCUCCCCAUCCUUCUCUACCUAAAACCGAACCUAAUUUCGGACCUUACAAUUAUCCUUAUAGACCCUAUGAUAAGUUAAAAGAUCAGCACUUACCGGCACCACCGCCGCUAGUGCCUGAAAAAAAUUCUGUGAUAGUCAAGCACGAUGCGAAACAGAUCCACCUCGAACAAAAGCACCCGUAUCCCAGCAAACCUCGGAGCGAAUUAUCCACUCAUUACCUUCCUUCACGGCCGUACAGGACGGGACUCUCGCCUCAUGCGCCCGCUCAUCCACAUCCGGCUUUACAAACUUCGCCUCACGCCGCGCUCCCUGCCCAAGACAAAAACAACAGACGGCCACUUUAUCAACCCCCGCCCCAACGAUCGCCGGCGUACUAUCAAGCGGCCCCACCUGCUAAGCCGAAAGUAUCCAGUCCGGCGCCGCCGCACAUAUACGGCAAGCCGAGUAAUUCGCCAAGUCCAGCGCACUACGCGGUCGCCGUCGAACCCCCGUUACCGUUGACGAAGGCCGAGCCUCCACCGGUGCCGUACCCUCCACCGUCCGCGUAUUCCCCCGCGCCCCGUACGAGGCCGCCGCCGGUGGCCACGCACUGUCGGACACCGGAACCGAGGCCGCCGCCGAGAGCUCACGGCGACACCAACGUAUCGUCACCCUGCCAGACGCAACCGCUCGAUCUCGGCGUAGGGCGCGAAGAUCCCGAUAGAUUAUCGCCGCGACGAAGGUGUCCCUUCGAGUCGGCCGAAGCGGAAGCGAAACGGAGGCGACUCGAUGAAGUCGCUACGACGGAACCUUUGAUAGCGGCCGCCGCUAGCGUCGGGAGGACGCCGCACGGGUCGGAGCCCGCCCCGCAGGCGCCCGGCCCGCCCUGUGACGUGAGAGUUCCAUCUGCAGACGGGAGUGUUGAGACGCCGGAACGUGCGGCGGGAGCCUCGCCCGCGCCUCAAAUGACACCGGCAGCUAGUCCAGCUCCGGCGACGCCGGUCCCGCCCGUCGCCGCAUCACCCCCUACCGCCGCAGCACCUCCUCCUGUGCCAACACCGCCGGCUCCACCCGCAACGCCGCCCGUAACGCCGAUCGCCGACGGUGAUACUCCGGCCAAGUCGGCAUCGUCGCCGCGAGACGGUUCGGCACCCGUCCGACAUUUAGGUAAAAAAGCUUGGCUCCAACGCCACGAAACGGCCCCGAUCGGCGAAGGCGACUGCUCAGGCGGGGGCGGCACGUGUAUCACGCUCCCGAUGACGAUCACGAGAGUCUCCGAACCGGACGAUUCGAGUUCGAAUAUUGUAGUUCCGGUCGCUGCCAAAUCUAUUCAGCGUGGCGCUCGAAAGACAUCGAAGCCGCGCAAACCGAAGGAAAUUAACGGGAGAGUAGACGAUGCCGAGGAGGAUAGUUCCAGUUCCGAUAGAGAAUCAGCGGCGCCACCUAAGCGGAAACCGCCAAAAGCGAAACGGAAAAAGGGUGUUGUACCGAGAAAAGCUGGCGACGAACCGAAGAAGAAGAAGGCGUCCGAAAGCGGCAGCGAGAGCGAUAAGGAGAGCGAUGACAAAGAUUCCGAUUCCGGCGCCAGUGGGAGCGGAAGUGGAAGUACGUCUAGUAAACGCGGAGGUGGAGGCCGUGCUCGAGGGCGAAGGUCAAGAGGAGGAGGCGGCGGCCGAGGCGGUCGACGGAAAGAAGACCCGCCGCGACGGACGCCAACUAACGCGCAGGCGCGAUUGACAAACGAGUCUUUCCUCCAAAACGGACCUUGCUUCGAGGUGGCCCCCAGGCUCGCUAAAUGCCGCGAAUGCCGAUGGUCACCGGCGCAGCGGGAUAAAGACAUGCCGAAUAUCUUUUGCCGCUUUUACGCUUUCCGAAGACUGAAGUACGCCAACAAGAAUAGACAACUAGCUAUAGCUGGCUUCUCAGACCCUUACAAGGAUGCUGAUGAGGAGGAUAAAAAGUUAUGGCUGUCAUCGUCCGCCGGAGCAGCGGAAUUAGAUAUAGAGAUGAGUUGCUUCCUAUUGAGGGAGAUUGGAGACCAGUUCUGUGAACUGCUACAACAAGAAAAAGAGGCGGAAUCACACCACCUCAACGAUGAUAAAACAAUAGCGUGGAAAAGAGUAGUGCAAGGUGUGAGAGAAAUAUGUGAUGUGUGUGAAACUACCCUAUUUAAUUUUCACUGGACGUGCGGCAAAUGCGGCUUCGUCGUCUGUUUAGAUUGUUAUAAGUCAAGGUCAUCCGGCAGUGAGACCACUAACAAUACCAAUGAAUCAAAUAAUACGUCGAAUGUUAGCACCAACGGUGAAAGAGACGCUUUUGGAUGGUUGACGUGUACUUCGGGCGGUGCCCAUCCUGUCCGUCGACUGUUGCUCACUCAGAUUGCCGCCGGCGGCACUCUCGCCGAUGUUGCCGCGCGAUGUCACGCGGCACGCGCCAAUUGGUCGUUGCCCGCGUGCGCAUGCGGAUUACAUCCCGCGCCCACGCCCCAACAUAAGCAACAAGCUAGACGAUUAUUGCAUCGAGUACUCAAUAAGAAUAUUAAGAAAGAGGAUGUCAAAGAGGAGAACGUUUCAACGAACGGGUCAUCACCGGUCAAAUCGGAAAAUGGAAAGACUAGCAACAAUGUAGUCAGUUGGCUCUCAGACAUCCCAUUGAAGACUGAGACAAAGGAAGAGAAAUCAGAUUCCAGCUCAUCUGAUUCUGAGGAGAGUGGCAACUUUUCAACAUUGAGAGAGUUGUUAAUACGGCCGGCGCCGGAAGGCGGGGAUAGUCAGCCGAAGAAGAAACAAAAGAAGAACAAGGGAGAUAUCUUGGAUGACGUAAUUUCGAGUGUCGUCGAAGAGAAGAAAGACGAGGACGGCGAAGAGAAGCCAUUCGCUUUGUCAAAUGUCGUGAAGCGAUACGACAGGAGGACGGGCAGGGAAGAGUUGCCCAUUCGUAUUAUGACGCUGACGGAGUCGAAGCUGUUAUAUCCUGAUGUGCCGCAUGCGUGGCUCUGUGAUGGCAAAUUGUUACAUUUGACGGAUCCUGUGCAUCCUGGCAAUUAUAAGCCAUUCCAGGAUCAAUGGAAACGCGGCCAACCAGUUCUAGUCUCAGACGUUUCGAAUAUACUCGAUAAGGAUUUAUGGACCCCCGAUAGUUUCUCUCGGGAUUUCGGCGACACGAGAGUCGACUUAGUCAACUGCGCCUCAGGAUUAGUGGUGCCCAAUCAGCCCGCCAGGAAAUUCUGGGACGGCUUCGAGUUAGCAGCCAAACGGCUCCGGGACGAGCGUGGCGCCCCUAUGGUCCUCAAAUUGAAAGACUGGCCACCGGGCGAAGACUUCGCGGAGCUCCUGCCGACCAGGUUCGACGAUCUCAUGCGAGCUCUGCCCCUCGGCGAGUACACGUCGAGAAACGGAAAACUCAACUUGGCCGCUCGUCUGCCGGAAUGCUUCGUCCGACCGGACUUGGGGCCGAAGAUGUAUACCGCUUAUGGAGGCGCUGGAGGCACGACUAAUUUACAUCUGGACGUCAGCGACGCCGUCAACGUGAUGGUCCACGCCAGUGCACCGGCGGAUGCGCCCGAGCGUGCCCGAGAAGCGGCGAGAGCGGCCGACGAAGCCGGCGUAGAUGUACUAUCCAGGCGGAGAGCGCGCGUCAAACCGCCGGCGGCUUUAUGGCACAUAUAUGCCGCUAAAGACGCGGAUAAGAUCCGCGAUUUCCUAGUCCGCGCGGAAUUGGAGAGAGGUGCCAGACCACGACCCCAGCAUGACCCCGUCCACGACCAGACCUGGUAUUUAGACGCGACGUUGCGCGAACGCUUGUACCGCGAGUACGGCGUCGAGGGCUACGCCAUAUUGCAAUGCCCCGGCGACGCUGUUUUCGUGCCGGCCGGUGCUCCGCAUCAAGUCAGGAAUCUGUUGGAUUGCAUCAAAGUUGCCGAAGAUUUCGUGUCGCCCGAGAACGUAUCUCGGUGCUUUGAACUCGCCCAGCAGUUCCGCCGAUUGUCACGUCAGCACUCCAAUAAAGAAGAUAAGCUGCAGAUAAAGAACAUCGUGUACCACGCGGUCAAAGACUCACUCUGCUGCUUAGAGGAAGCUUUCGCCGAAGCCAGCAAAUAGAGCAGAGCAGGCCUCCCGCAUUUGAUCUCAACCUCGACGUAACAUUAAUCGCUAAGUUCCGCAUUUAACGUAAGAUUGGGAGCGAGUAUGAUACGCGCUGUGCGCCGUUUCGUGUGUAAGAUGCCAUUUUUAAGCGUCCGAGUGGAUUGUGUACCAGUUGUGUAAAUGUACUCGAAAUGUGAUUUAGUCCGAUGGUCGCAGUCGGAGUAUGUGCAAUGUAAAUUAGUCUGAUUAUGGUGAUAUCGUUGAGCGGUGGAUAUGUUUUAUGUUCCUUAAUCGAAAUACAAAUAAACUCUUCUUUGCUUAAUUGUAGCUAUAGUGUUAUGUAUGUAUUGUGUAAAUUUUUAAUUCGAAUUCCAUCGAGUACAUAUUAAGAAGUGUAUACUUUUAAGUUAUUGUAUUGAAGUAAAACGUAUUCGCUCGAAGCAUUGUACAUUAAAACACGGCGUGUAGAUAAGUUUUUCCUAUAAUUAGAUUUCUCAAUUUGGUUAGUAUGUUACAAAAUGAUAGUUUAACGAAGUAUGUGACAAUUUCUUUUUGUCCUUAUCGCUGUAUUAGACGAAAGCAAGUUUUUUUUGUACUGUGUAUAUUAUGUACGGUUAUAAGUUGGAAUAAAAAAAAAGAUGUUUAUAU
Messenger RNA from Diatraea saccharalis (sugarcane borer), 6117 nucleotides. Lineage: Eukaryota; Metazoa; Arthropoda; Insecta; Lepidoptera; Crambidae. The record is from the annotation of a GenBank genome assembly.